Molecule: messenger RNA, 1484 nt
Organism: Amphibalanus amphitrite
Lineage: Eukaryota; Metazoa; Arthropoda; Thecostraca; Balanomorpha; Balanidae
Exons: 3
Coding region: 172-1074 (300 amino acids)
Source: RefSeq, a predicted model, not a curated record
GGUGUUAAGCCGGUGGCUGGCUAAGUGGUCCCUAGGACCGGCACAGAACACUGGUCAAACCGGCGGACAAGAGCUCUGUUGGCGGUACGGUCGCCGACCCUGCCGCAGAGGCGCGGCGGCCUUCCACGGAGCAGCACCGGCGGCGUCCCGUUCCGACAUCAGCCGGCGGCCAUGUUUGUCAGCAGGAGCGUCAUCCUCUGUGCCGUCAUGGUCAUAUGUGUACGUGGAACAGCAGUAAAUCCAGCUUUGAGCAGCAUGCCUAUUGCUGUACCGAGGAAUCCGCUGGAUGAAUUAAAGACCUUUCCACGCUUGUCUUCAUUCUUCUCCAGACUGGACCGUAUGGCAAAGGCAAACUGUUCGCAGCUGGCUGGAGAGGGUCGUGACCUCUCGGUGUCGGCUGGACCAGCGCCUCUGACCCCCUCCGAGGGUGACCCGACCGGGGUCAUGGCCGCCCCGCUGCCGCACCGCCCUCGCUCCGGGUGGCACUCGGCAAACGACGUCUGCACUGACCGCCUGCUGACGCUGAAAACCGAGGGCGAGCUCGCCAAGACGGCCGUCCUGCAGAGACUCUCCGAGCUUCAGCGUGCUAUAGGCCGUGUUGGAGACGAGCUGGGGGACCUCAGACCUGCCGUCGAGCAGCUGGCUCAGUCAAUCAUCACGGCAGUGGAGAACGGGAAGGAAGAUAUCCUGACAGAGCUUGGAUACCUGAGGUCGGACUACACUCAACUGGCCCGCACUCUGGAGCUCUUACAAAGCAGAACCGAUGACUCCCUGCGGGACAUCAGCUCUCGCUUGGACAUGCUCGCGAACGCGCCCCAGCCAAGACCAUCGUGUCCUGCCGGCUCUACGCAAAGACCGGAUGGACGCUGUUACACAUGUCCGGCACUUAGCGUCCUUCACACCGACGACAACUGCUACUUUGGCAGCGAUAGUCGCACUACGUAUGACAGAGCCAAGCAGCGCUGUAUGACUGCCGGUUUCAGUCACCUGGCUACAGUGACAGCAGAGAACCGAGGACUGGACUCAUCGCACUGCUGUUGGAGAAAAGCUUCAACAAUGGAUGGAUCGGUCUGAGUAGGGAGGGUGGCUCUUCUCAGUGGGUUUGGGAAGAUGGAUCUCCCUACGGAUAUAAUGAGUGGAAUGGCCAGGAACCUGGUCCGACGACUGAUAGACGAUGUGUUUUUGUUUUGGCGAGCGUAUCUGUUGACAGGUGGCUUGCCGUGCCCUGCACGUCCUCGCUGGCAUUUGUCUGUCAGGUUCCGGCUGUUGUGUCUAGCCCUGAGCCCUAACUACAUCGACGGUAUAGGUACUCGCUAAGGGUGGCUGAGAAGCUAUGAACUAAAAAGUGUCCAGACCAAAUGCACAUGAAUAGAAAGCUGUGUACAAAUAAGACCUUUGCCAAUAUAUAUUUUACUAUUAUUAUUGAGACGUCUGUAGCUAAAAGAGCGCGACGAUUUUAGCCUGCAUGCACGGACGAGAGGCCG